CAUCCAUCCCGCACUGUCAGCUGCACAUAAACGCGUCUGACGCCUCAGCCACAGCAGAGGACGGCUGUCUGUCUGUCUCCGCGUUCCGUCUUCACCUGACCGCAAAAGAUGUCUUCCAGAGACCAUGAUGGAAACUCGCCUGGACUGCAGCAGCAGCGCAGGACGUGCGACAGAAAAGCGCCGAAAACGAGCGCAGAGCAUUGCGGACCGCGCGGCAGGCGCAGAAUGAAGGCCAACGACCGGGAGCGCCACCGGAUGCACAACCUGAACUCUGCGCUGGACGCACUGCGGAACAUCCUGCCGGCGCUGCCGGAGGACGCGAAGCUCACCAAGAUAGAAACGCUGCGCUUCGCCCGCAACUACAUCUGGGCGCUGAUGGAGACGCUGCGCAUGGCGGACCAUCACGCAAACCCCGCGGCGUGGGACGCGGGAUCUUCCGCAGAGUCCUGGUGCGCCACCGCUGCUGAUGAACUGAGCUGCAAAAGUUUUAUUCCGGUCACUAUUUAUUUUAGGUCGAGCCAAGGGGAGAAUGUCAUCAGAAACUCUUGGUAGAAACUGAUUCUUUAGCUUGAAAAUGUCAAACUGUAUGGAGCGAAAAUAUGGCCAUAAAGUUUGUGCAAAAGACAAAAAUGAUACAGAAAAAUUAUUUUGAAACGGGAAAAAAAAAAUCAUAUAUAUAUAUCUGAAAAAAUAUUUCAAUCUGAAAUAAAUCUGAACCUAAAAAAAGUUCUAAAGCUUGAAAAAGAUAAAUCUUACAAAAUUGAAACAGAAAAAAAAUAUGUGAAAUAAAAAAUGUUCAAGUCUUCUUUUUAGAUUCAAGUUGGGUUUUUUUCCAGUUUAAUUUUUUUUCUUUUGAACAAACUUUCUGGCCUUAAUUUAGCUCCAUAAAACUAACUUUUUUUGCUAUAUUUUUUGAACAAAUUAUUGUAAUUUUUUCUAAUUGUCUUUUUUUUGGAUGUAAAUUACUUAAGCAAACCUCUGGUGACAUCACAGAAGGUUUAAAGGGCCUCAUCAGAAUUAUGUUCUGCAUAUAUUUGUAUUUUUUUAUUAUUAAAUAUUUAAUAUAACUUACUUAUUUAUUGUUGUCCUUUAUCAGGUGGGUGGAGUGUGAUACUUCAUAAUAAAAUCACAGAAGUAAAUUGGCUGUCAGUGGUUUCAGAUAAUCUCAAUUUGAUUAAAAUUAAACAUAACGGUAAGCGAUCUGGAGCUAAUCAGGGCUAAUCAUGAGCUAGCUGUUUGAGCUAGCAGCAAUAUAUUUCAGGUUCUAUAUUUCUACCAGAACCAUCAGUCGAACAUUAAUUCCUCUGAUCAGGUUUCCUUUUAUCUGAUUUAGUAAAAAGAUUAGCAGGUUUAGUUUGGAGGAACUUCAA
Messenger RNA from Gambusia affinis (western mosquitofish), 1370 nucleotides. It is a transcript of the gene neurog3, whose product is annotated as neurogenin 3. NCBI's taxonomy places the organism in Eukaryota, Metazoa, Chordata, Actinopteri, Cyprinodontiformes, Poeciliidae. The record is from RefSeq and is a predicted model, not a curated record. The coding region runs from base 109 to 552 and encodes 147 amino acids. Gene Ontology annotation, molecular function: protein dimerization activity. The transcript has 2 exons.